Molecule: messenger RNA, 1476 nt
Organism: Brassica oleracea var. oleracea
Lineage: Eukaryota; Viridiplantae; Streptophyta; Magnoliopsida; Brassicales; Brassicaceae
Exons: 4
Coding region: 1-1476 (491 amino acids)
Molecular function (GO): zinc ion binding
Source: RefSeq, a predicted model, not a curated record
AUGGGAGAAGGAACGAUGAUUGAUUUGAGAAUCCAUGUCGGUGGAUCUAUGGAGAAAAACAACGUGGUUAAAAGUGAGAAUAAAGAUACUUGGGGCUGGUUUGUGAAGAAGCUGAAAGCAGAUUUAGACUUAGGAAACGGAGAGCAACUGACUAUUAUAUCUGAUAAGCAAAAAGGGCUAGUGAUUGCGAUAGAGGCUGAGCUUCCAAAUGCUGAACAUCGUAUGUGUGCGAGGCAUAUCUAUGCCAAUUGGAGAAAACAAGGAUUCUCAAGGUCAGAAUACAAGAAUCUCUUUUGGGGUGUUGCCUACAGUUUUACUGAAGGAGAAUAUGAUGAGCGAAUGAAGCUACUCGAGGACUAUGAUCAGACGGCUUGCGAUGCUCUACUAGCAACAGAACCACGUAGAUGGUGCCGUGCAUUCUUCAGUUUGGAGUCACAUUGUGCAGAUGUUCACAACAACUUAUCCGAGAGUUUCAACAGGACUAUCAAGAUGGCCAGGUCGAAGCCAGUGAUUAAUCUUUUAGAGGACAUACGAAGACAAGCUAUGAGAAGGGUAUCAAGAAGGUUUCUGAAAGCUGAGAAGUGUGACACGUUUGUCACACCAAUUACAAUGGUGGUGUUAGAGAAGGCUAGGGUUGCUAAGCAAUAUUGCUCGACAUUACGCAGUAGCAAGCAUGUGUACGAGGUGAAUGAGUUCGAAUGUGGUUAUUCUGUGAAUUUAGCCACUCACCAAUGUGCUUGUCGAAAGUGGGAUCUAACCGGUAUACCGUGCAAGCAUGCUGUAUGUAUUUUGGAUGAUAAUGAAGAUGAUACAACGAGGUAUGUAGCAGAGUACUAUUACACGAGUGUGUUGAGGGCAACAUAUGAAAAUAACAUCAAACCUGUGUAUGGAGAGAAGUUCUGGAAGAAGACAUACAAGACUCCAAUUGCUGUUCCUGAAUUUCGUAAACCACGAGGACGUCCAAAGACUAGAGACCGGAGAAAAGAACCGUUUGAAGAUCUUAAAACUGCAGGAAAAUCAACUAGACAUGGAAGAAUUCCACAUUGCAGCCAAUGCAAGCAAGCUGGACACAUUAAAACAAGUUGCAAGAAUGAACCUGUUACUGUAGAAGGACGAAAGAACCGACGGGGCCGACCUCGAAAGCAUCCAAAUGAGGACCAUCCGAAACCACCACCAAAGCCAAAAGGAAGAAAGAAAACACCAGUGAGCAGCUCUCAGCCUGUAACUUCAACUGAUAACAUAGUAGCUGAUGUAAGUUCUAGUGCUCCUCAACCUUCGUCCUCAACAAAUCAGGUCAAGCCACAUGUGAAGAAGGCCCCUACAGGGCGACCAUUGAAGAUAAGGAAAACUGCUGCCAUUCCAUUUGGUGUUGGGACGUUUUGGAGUCCUUACACUGAUCGCCCUUUCGAAGUUUUUGGAGACCGGGUUUAUGAUAGGUCUAACCUUAAUCCAAGCAGCCAUCCUCCAACAGACUAA